AUGCCUCCUGUUCUGCGAUGGUCAGCGAAAUUUGGAAUAUUCUUAAAGUUAUCUCCUUUCCUUCUAUUUAUCAUAUUUCUGUUGCCACCAAGAAUAUCUGCUGCUAUUGGUCAACAAUGCAAAAGAGUUGGAGCUGAAGAACUGGUAGAUGAAGAAGGUUGUGAGCUUUUGAUAGUUCGUGUUAAUCGAUGUAGCGGUUAUUGUUUUUCCUUAACUUAUCCGAGCCCACGAAGCGGUAAAACUGCUGGUGUUUCCAAGUGUUGCAGAAUGACUGAUACAGAAUGGGUGAAUGCAGAGUUAACAUGUAUUGACGGUCCAAAACAAAUAAGGAUUCCAUCAGCUUUGCAAUGUGAGUGCUUCGACUGUCCCAUAAACUAA
Auanema sp. JU1783 is the source of this 378-nucleotide messenger RNA. The record is from the annotation of a GenBank genome assembly. NCBI's taxonomy places the organism in Eukaryota, Metazoa, Nematoda, Chromadorea, Rhabditida, Rhabditidae.